This is a messenger RNA of Aquila chrysaetos chrysaetos, 3008 nucleotides long. RefSeq names its product adhesion molecule with Ig like domain 3 (gene AMIGO3). The coding region runs from base 558 to 2084 and encodes 508 amino acids. The transcript has a single exon. Gene Ontology annotation, biological process: brain development. Gene Ontology annotation, molecular function: protein binding. The record is from RefSeq and is a predicted model, not a curated record. Lineage: Eukaryota; Metazoa; Chordata; Aves; Accipitriformes; Accipitridae.
AGAGGCAGAAGUGGGACCGCAUUCCCGCAGCGAGCCCGGCUCUCCGGGAGAUGCUCGCCGGGAGGGAGCCGGACGCCGGACGGGGCUCACCGGGGAGUGGAGCGUGGGGAUGUGCCGCGGCAGCGCCGAGCCGUGAGACGCUUCGCGCUCCAGGAACGCGCGGCUCCGGGAGGCAGCGAGGCGUUCGCCAAGCCCGAAACACAGCCCCGAAACGCUGGAGCGUCUCAGCCCCCUGAUGCCGGACACCGGCUCCCAUCCGCCUCCCUGCACCCGGGUGCCGGACAGCCCACGGCCGGCCAGAGCACAGGUACGCGGCAGCCUCGCGUGAGAUGCGGCAGAGCUGGGCAGGAUGAUGCUGUCCUUUAACUCUUCUCAAGCCCCACGGCUGGAAUCGGGAUUCUCCUUUGUAGGGUGCGAAGGGGUGUCUGCGGAUGCUUUGUAGAGCCCCCCCAAAGACGGCACAGGGGGAGACCGGGGAGGACCGCGGCACGUUUUCUCUUGCGUCUUGUUGAUCCUGGCUGUGCCGCCGGGCUGCACAGAGGCUCCUGCCCGGCACAAUGUCCCAGCGGGUGCCUGCAGACCCGCUCUGGCCACGGGUGGCGAAGCUGCUGCUGCUGCUCCAGCUGUGCGCCCACGGCCACGCUCCCCGCGCGGCCUCGCUGCCCCGCAGCUGCCCCGCCGCCUGCAUCUGCACCUCCGACCUGCUAAGCUGCAGCCGGCAGACGCUGCAGCGCGUGCCCCGGGCACUGCCGCCCACCGCCACCACGCUGGACCUCAGCCACAACGCCCUCACCCAGCUCCACGACCGCUGGCUGGCCGCCCUCCCGCACCUCGAGGCCCUCCACAUCAGCCACAACCAGAUUAAGGACCUUUCUCCGCAGGCUUUCCACAAUGCCUCCUACCUGCGGCACCUCGACAUGUCCUCCAACCACCUGCACGCUGUCGAGACGCACUACUUCGACGCGCUGGUGAGCUUGGAGGAGCUGCUGCUCUACAACAACCGCAUCACGCGAGUGGAUGAAAACGCUUUCACCAAGCUGAGCGGCCUGCGGAAGGUCUACCUGAGCUGGAACAACCUGACCACCUUCCCCUUCCACUCGGUGCAGGGGCUGGGAAACUACAGCCUCCGCACGCUGGACCUCUCCUCCAACAGCCUGAGCAGCAUCCCCGUGGAAGAGCUGGCAGCUCUGCCCGAAAACAUCAGGAACGGCUUGUACCUGCACAACAACCCUAUCAGGUGCAGCUGCCCGCUCUACCUGAUGCUCCAGCGCUGGAAGCAGCGAGGUUUCAGCUCCGUGAAGGAUUUCUUUGAGGAACACACCUGCAAGGUGUCUGACAACGUGCCCCGGUCCCUGAUCAAGUUCCUGAAAUACAGCCACAUGUUCGAGAACUGCUCGGCGGGCCCCGAAGACACGCACCCCGUGCCCUUCCCCGUGAUGGUGGGCCAGACCCUCCUGCUCGCCUGCAACACCAGCCUGCCGGCCGCGGCCACCACCUACAUGUGGAUCUCCCCUCACCACGAGCCCAUCAAACACCCGGGGAACAGCAACCGCUCCUUGGAGGUCUACCGCAACGGCAGCCUGAAGAUCGCGGCGGCCAAGCCCUGGCACUCAGGGGUCUACGUGGGCUUGGCCAUCAACAGCCCCCACAAUUUCAGCAGGCUGUGCGAAGUCAACGUGACGGUCCACUACCCCAAGCCAGACGGGGAGACCUUCAGCACUGGCCUCACGACCCUGCUGGGGUGCAUUGUGAGCCUGCUGCUCGUGCUCAUGUACUUGUACCUCACGCCCUGCCGUUGCCUGAGCUGCUGCAAGAAGCCGGCUCCUCUCAGCCCUCCACAGGAGUGCAGCGCCCAGUCCUCCAUCCUCAGCACCACUCCCCCCGCCACCGACGGGCCAAAUCGCAAGGUCAGCGCCAACAAGCACGUGGUCUUCCUUGAGCCCGUCAGGGAGACGCAGAAUGGCAAGAUCCGCCUGGCCCUCAGCGAAGACUUCCCCGACCCCAAGCAUCCCAAGGUCCUGCAGCUCAAGUCAGACUCGGAGUCCAUCAGCUCCGUCUUUUCGGACACCCCCAUUGUGUCGUAGCGAGGCAGAGCUGGGAGCAGAGCCAGGGCCUCCCGAGAGCUGUUCUCCUCCAUCACUGCUAGAAGCAGCAGGAUUACGGGGCACCCUGAAUUCUCGGCUUGACCGCGACCCAUGAGGGGGAUCGGCAUCACCCACAACUGCUUCAGCCAUGAGCUCCUGGUGGGUGUUGGGCUGGGGGCACGUUGGUGCCUGGCAAGAGCUCCUUGCGUAAACCACUGGCAACAGCCUCGUUAGCACAAGGGUACCGCUGAUGAACCCGGCACGCCUGAGAAACCCCCACUUCAUUUGGGCAGCCAAACUCCCUAACGGUGACACUGGGGAUGGUGAUCUGACACGUCCCCGGGCAUGCGAGACCCCAUCUGGCACCACCGCCGCAGGCCCCCAGGCCAAGGAAUAGCCGUGCCAAGCGCGGCACUCUCCUCGCUCAUGCCGGGGCCCCCGGGGAUGGCGAUGCCACCGUCCUCUCCCAGUCCAUGCCAGUCCCCAUCAGCAUGCCAUGGUUGGGAGCAGGCGGAGCGUGAUCUUGUUGCAAGGGGGGGGGGGGGGGUGUACGUGCUCCCUCCCCAAACACGGCUACGCAGGAGGGAUGGAGCUCGGUGCCUGACCAGCCAUGCAGCCAAGCAAACAUUACAAGCUUUUGCUUCCUGAGAAGCUGUAAAUAGUCAAGGCAGGAUUAGGUGAUGUGAUACAGCGCCCCGGCCCGCAUUGCUCAGAGCUCCCCGUGCCACCAAGGACGAUGAGGUCUCAGAUGCACCACCCUCCUUCGCUGCUUCUCCUUGAGGCGGACAAAUGCGCUGCUAAAGCACAGCUAUGUAGGCAGUAAUCUAAUAAGCCUAUCGAUAAAUGUGAGUAAUCCUCUCCUCUCUUGGGUCGUAAUUCUCUAGUUACAUUGGAAUAAAAAAAAUGCCUAUUUUUUUAAGCUCA